Molecule: messenger RNA, 7008 nt
Organism: Microtus ochrogaster (prairie vole)
Lineage: Eukaryota; Metazoa; Chordata; Mammalia; Rodentia; Cricetidae
Gene: Polq
Product: DNA polymerase theta
Exons: 26
Coding region: 1-6861 (2286 amino acids)
Biological process (GO): double-strand break repair via alternative nonhomologous end joining; DNA-templated DNA replication
Molecular function (GO): DNA-directed DNA polymerase activity; ATP binding; DNA binding
Source: RefSeq, a predicted model, not a curated record
AUGAGUCUUCCGCGCCGGAGUGUGAAACGGCGGCGUUCAGCGUCCGGUUCCGACUCAUUCUCGGGAGACGGUGAUAGCUUUGUCAGCCCUCAGCUGCCGUCUGGACCGGUGCUGAGUCCACCUCCGGGGCUGGGACGCGGCCCGAGGGCCGCAGGGGCAGGGACAUGCAAGCAAAGAGUUCCCGAAAACCAGCUAGACCAGCUGCUACUGGCAAACUGGGGACUCCCUAAAGCAGUUCUGGAGAAAUACCAUAGUUUUGGUGUACGGAAGAUGUUCGAAUGGCAGGCAGAGUGUCUUUUGCUUGGACAAGUUCUGGAAGGAAAGAAUCUAGUUUAUUCAGCUCCUACAAGUGCCGGGAAGACUCUUGUGGCAGAGUUACUUAUUUUGAAGCGGGUUUUGGAAAUGCGGAAGAAAGCUUUGUUUAUUCUGCCCUUUGUGUCUGUGGCUAAAGAGAAGAAAUGCUACCUCCAGAGUCUGUUUCAGGAAGUAGGGAUAAAAGUAGAUGGCUACAUGGGCAGUACCUCACCUUCUAGGCGUUUCUCCUCCUUGGACAUCGCUGUUUGCACUAUUGAGAGGGCCAAUGGGCUGAUCAAUCGCCUCAUUGAGGAAAAUAAGAUGGAUCUGUUAGGUGAAAGUAUCCUAGUUUGUAAGAACGCUGAGAAAUCGAAAGGCAUUGCUCUGCUUCGAGGAUCUCUGGAGCCUGUGCACAGCUGUCUGCAGAGACACGGAGACAUCACUGCUAGCAUGAAACGAGCUAUUCUGGAGAUAAUCGUUGGCGGAGUGGCAAGUACAUCACAAGAUAUGCAAACUUAUGCCUCCUGCACAUUCUUGGCUGCUGGUAUAAAGGAAGGGAGUCAGGGAAAGCAGAGAAAUCAAGAUGAUGUUCAACUUGGAGCAAUUGAUGCCUGCGUGACAUGGCUGUUAGAAAACGAGUUCAUCCAGGUGGCAGAGCCCAGCAACGGGUCAGGAGGAAAGGUAUAUCACCCAACUCAUCUUGGAUCGGCUACUCUUUCUUCCUCACUUUCUCCAACUGAUACCCUAGACAUUUUUGCUGAUCUCCAAAGAGCAAUGAAAGGCUUUGUUUUAGAGAAUGACCUUCAUAUUGUCUACCUGGUUACACCUGUGUUUGAAGACUGGACUGGAAUUGAUUGGUAUCGAUUUUUCUGUCUAUGGGAAAAAUUGCCAGCUUCUAUGAGAAGGGUGGCAGAACUGGUUGGAGUUGAGGAAAGCUUCUUGGCUCGCUGUGUGAAAGGAAAAGUAGUAGCCAGAACUGAGAGACAGCAUCGGCAAAUGGCCAUCCAUAAAAGGUUUUUCACAAGUCUUGUGUUAUUGGAUUUAAUCAGUGAAAUUCCCUUAAAGGAAAUUAAUCAGAAAUAUGGAUGUAAUCGUGGACAGAUUCAGUCUUUGCAACAGUCAGCUGCUGUUUAUGCAGGAAUGAUUACAGUGUUUUCCAACCGUCUGGGCUGGCACAACAUGGAACUACUGCUUUCCCAGUUUCAGAAGCGGCUCACGUUUGGCAUCCAGAGGGAGCUGUGUGACCUCAUCCGGGUGUCCUUACUGAACGCUCAGAGAGCCAGGUUCCUGUAUGCCUCUGGCUUUCUCACCGUAGCAGACCUUGCCAGAGCUGACGUUGCAGAGGUGGAGGUGGUUCUGAAGAAUGCUCUGCCUUUCAAAAGUGCCCGAAAGGCAGUGGAUGAAGAAGAGGAAGCUGCUGAAGAACGUCGCACUAUGCAAACCAUUUGGGUGACUGGCAGAAAGGGUUUAUCUGCAAGGGAAGCAGCAGCCUUAAUAGUGGAAGAAGCCAAAAUGAUUCUGCAGCAGGACUUAAUUGAAAUGGGAGUACAGUGGGAUCCAAGUUCACCCUUGAGUUCUAGCACACACUCACCCAGCAGUAGUGAGUCAGAAGUAAAGGAAUGCACAUUCAAAUCCCAAGCUAAGAGUGCUCAUAAAAAGCUGACCUCAAAUAAUCGAAAUAGCAUGAGAGCAAGUGAGUCUAGUGGUAAACACUCACUAGACACAGCACAAGGCUUAGACUCUCUCUGCUCGUUCCAGAGGGAUCACGGGCAUCGGUCACAAUCCAUUUGCAGGGUGAGAAAACGGACUUCUUUGGGUAUAAAAAAAGAAAAGCUUCGGAUGUCUGUGAGUGAAGGAGAACCAAGCACUAGGGAUGUUAUUCAAACUUUCUCUUUGGAGAAAAAAAGAAAAGCUGCUUUGAGUCCUAGUUCUGAGCAGAUGAACACCAAUUUUCCAUCUUGUAGAGACAGAAAGUAUCGAAAAAAAUCUUUGGGCAGUAGUCCAGUGCACGACUCUGGGGCUGAUCAUCUUAGGGAUGAUUUCCAGGCACAGACUAUGUCUAGAUCUACUCUAUGUGAAGACCUGUUUUCCUUAGACAAGUGGAAUGUGGAACUUAGAAAUCCAGGCCUACUUAGAAAAAAUGUAUCUUUUUGUGCCAAGGAAAAAUACAACAAAGCCUCAUUCCCUUUACAAAUGCAGCAGCCUUGCUUAAGGAAAAAACCAGAAAGUGAUGGUGCUGUGGAGCAUUCCCUUGCAGGAUCUCAGAGGAAAAGUGUGACUGGUGCUGCUAGCAGUGGAAGAGGAUUGGCUGAUACUGAGACAGGAAAGCUAGAUGAGGCACUCAUAGAGAACGGUGCAAAAAGCCAGAAUGUUUCUGUGAAACUCCGUGACACCCACCCAGUUAGCCAUUGCCUGGAAAAUCAGUGUGACAAACAGACAAACACUUGCACCAAACAGAAAACAUUACUAGAGAGACAUGUGUCCUAUGAAGCAGUUAAUCAUAUGGGCAGAGACUCGAGUGAUGUUGUGACUCGCAAAUGUGAAAGUAUAAAGCUUAAUAGUAAAGAAGAUGAGUCAAAUUACUGUCAGGCAUUGGGAAAUAACACGGGCAGAACUGAGGCACCUACUGGAUUACUGCAGUCAUCUGCGGAACUCGGACAAGCAGGUGGCCAGCGUGAGCAUCUUGUAAGUUCUGGAGUACAAGAAAAAACAGAUGCUUACACAACAAAUAAAAGUGAACGUAAUCAUGUUUCUAACCUAGCCACCUGUGACUUUGGAGACAGCUUCUACCUGGAUACUCAGUCAGAGAAAAUCAUUGAUCAGGCGGCAGCCGAACAUGCCAAGCAGGGAGCAAAGGUGGUAGGGGUCACAGAGACGGGCCCUGGCUCUCGGAACUCAGAGUGCUGUUUUCGGGAUGAGGGUCACAGUACUCCAAGUGAACAGCAUUCUCCAGGAGCAGCUAACACAGACCAUUUGGACACUAAGAGUGUGGCGACCGUGAAAGAAAACCCUGGAAAGGGCAUUGAUAGACUAACUCCAGCAAGCCUCAUCUUCCAUUCUUCCCCACAGGGGGAAUGUGGCCCUUGCUUUAAAGAGAACGAGCAGUCUGUCACUGACUCCCAGUUAAACAGUUUUCUUCAAGGUUUUGAAACACAAGAAAUGGUUAAACCAGUCCUACCUCUGGCUUCUCCAAUGGGAACUCCUACUGGUUUGGAGGAAGAAAGUCUGCCUGAAACCAGUUUGAAUAUGAGUGACAGUAUACUAUUUGACAGUUUUGGUGAAGAUGGCUUAGUAAAAGGACAGUCACCUGAUGUACAGGCAAAGCAGCCCCUCCUUUCUGAAAGGACAGCAAACCAUUUCAGCAAUUCCCUGGGCCCAGGAGAAGAGCUGGCCAUGAAGGCAAAUGUGAGCGGACGUCAGGGUAUUCCCCAGCCGGUGACUUGCUCCAGCGGUGAGUCUAUUAUAUUUUCAGAGAUGGAUUCUACUCAGAUGAUUGAAGCCUUGGACAAUAUGGCUCCUUUUCGUGCUCAAGAGAAUUGUAGCUCAGUAGCCUUUAAAACGUUAGAACUUGGUGAUUCUGCAGUGCUGGGCACUGAGUGUCCCCAAGGAGAAGUGGUCAGAGGAGAUGGAAACGAGAGGACCCAGAAGUCCAAACCCACUGGGACAAAUAUAGAGAAUUCAUUCACGUGGUCAGGAUCAUCGUUUGACUUAAGUCCAGAACUGCAAAGGGUUUUAGACAAAGUGUCUAGUCCUCUAGAAAACGAAAGGCCCAGAUUAACACAUGCAGACCUGUCUUGCUUUGAGGAAAAUGGCAUCGAGUUAAAUGUGAGACAGGACAUGACUUCACAUCUGGAGACCAUUCAAGUUCAGAGAACUUCUCUUUUCCCCAAUAAUGAAGUUAAAAGCAGGCUCGAGGGGGUAGGGAAUGAGGCCAGGCAUGGUGUGGCCUUAUCUCCCUCAGCGUGUAAAGAAAGUGCCCCAGCUGAUGACAAUGGCCUCAUUCCUCCCACACCCAUUCUUGCUUCUGCUUCUAAGCUGGCAUUUCCAGAGAUCCUUGGAGCAUCUGUGAACCGGCAGGAGGCUGGCAGUGUUUUUCUGCCAGGUCAUUGUUUGUUUGGUUCGCCUUCAGAUAUUCACAACCACGAUUUAAGUCAAGAGUGUAAAGCCAGCGUCAAGGAGGACAGUUCUGUUGGGGACACAAGUUUUCCUCUGCAGUUCUCUCAGGAUGGGCCACACUUAACUCCAGCCUCAUGCAGCCCGGAAAGCUUGGCCAUAAUCGAUGUAGCGAGUGACCAGACUCUGUUUCAAACAUUUGUAAAGGAGUGGGGAUGCCAAAAGCGCUUUUCCAUCUGUCUGGCUUGUGAGAAGAUUAGAAGUUCGACAUCUUCCAAAACCUCUACCAUAGGGGGAAGGUUGAAGCAAGUCAGCUCCCCUCAGGAAACCCCUGGUGAAGAUGACGGCUUUCCUGUCCAUGGCUCUGACGGCAUUGUGGUCGUUGGGCUAGCAGUCUGCUGGGGUGGAAAGGACGCCUACUAUCUGUCACUGCAGAAGGAGCAAAAGGAUUCCGAAAUUAGUCCCAGUUUGGCCCCGCCUCCUCUGGAUGCAACACUGACUCUGGGAGAGAGGAUGGAGUGCCUUCAAUCCUGCUUGCAAAAUAAAUCUGACAAAGAGCGCACUGUUGUCACCUAUGACUUCAUCCAGAGCUACAAGGUUCUCCUCCUGUCCUGUGGCAUCUCCCUGGAACUCAGCUAUGAAGACCCUAAGGUGGCGUGCUGGCUCCUCGAUCCAGAUUCUAAGGAGCCGACUCUUCAGAGCAUAGUGACCAGUUUUCUCCCCCAGGAGCUCCCGCUCCUAGAAGGAAUAGAGACUGGCCAAGGAAUUCAGAGCCUGGGGCUAAAUGUGAACACGGAACAUUCUGGGCGGUACAGAGCGUCUGUGGAAUCCAUUCUCAUCUUCAACUGCAUGAAUCAACUCAACUCUUUGUUGCAGAAGGAAAAGCUUCACGAUAUUUUCCGUACAGUGGAGAUGCCCUCCCAGUACUGCCUGGCCUUGCUGGAACUGAAUGGAAUUGGCUUUAGUACUGCGGAAUGCGAAAGUCAGAAGCAUAUCAUGCAAGCCAAGCUGGAUGCCAUUGAGACUCAGGCCUAUCAGCUAGCUGGCCACAGCUUCUCCUUCACAAGUGCAGAUGACAUCGCACAGGUUCUAUUUUUGGAACUGAAGCUACCACCAAAUGGAGAGAUGAAAAUGCAAAGCAGCAAAAAAACUUUGGGUUCUACCAGAAGAGGGAGUGAGAGUAACCACAGGCUGAGACUGGGGAGGCGGUUCAGCACUAGCAAGGAAGUGUUAAAUAAAUUAAAGGCCUUGCAUCCUUUACCAGGCCUGAUACUGGAAUGGAGAAGAAUCAGUAAUGCUAUUACCAAAGUGGUCUUCCCUCUGCAGCGGGAAAAGCGCCUGAACCCUUUUCUCAGAAUGGAAAGAAUCUACCCUGUAUCACAGUCACACACAGCUACAGGACGGAUAACCUUUAUAGAACCUAAUAUCCAGAAUGUGCCAAGAGAUUUUGAGAUUAAGAUGCCAACACUAGUAAGGGAAAGCCCACCCUCUCAAGCUCCAGGCAAAAGCCUGCUUCCAAUGGCCAGACGACAAAGUAAGAAGUUUUAUGGCCCACACCCUGGGAAUGGGGCACUGACGGAAGAGAAGGCCUCAGAUAGAGGGGUGCCGUUUUCAGUGAGCAUGCGCCAUGCCUUUGUGCCGUUCCCAGGUGGUUUAAUUUUGGCUGCCGAUUACUCUCAGCUUGAACUGAGGAUCCUGGCUCACCUAUCACGUGACUGUCGCCUCAUUCAAGUCUUAAACACUGGAGCUGAUGUUUUCAAGAGCAUUGCUGCAGAGUGGAAGAUGAUCGAGCCUGACUCUGUUGGGGAGGAGCUGAGGCAACAAGCAAAGCAGAUUUGCUAUGGAAUCAUAUAUGGGAUGGGAGCUAAAUCCUUAGGAGAACAGAUGGGCAUUCAAGAAAAUGAUGCAGCUUGCUACAUUGAAUCUUUCAAGUCCAGAUAUACAGGGAUUAAUCAUUUCAUGAGGGACACAGUGAAGAACUGUAGAAGAGAUGGAUUUGUUCAGACCAUUUUGGGAAGACGUAGAUAUUUGCCAGGAAUCAAAGACAACAAUCCUUAUCAUAAAGCCCAUGCUGAACGUCAGGCCAUCAACACUACAGUCCAAGGAUCAGCUGCUGAUAUUGUCAAAACAGCCACAGUUAACAUUCAGAAGCAAUUAGAGACCUUCUAUUCAGCCUUCAAAUCCCAUGGUCAUCGGGAAAGCAUGCUCCAGAAUGGCCGAACAGGAUUGUUGCCAAAGAGAAAACUUAAAGGGAUGUUUUGUCCUAUGAGAGGCGGCUUCUUCAUCCUUCAACUUCAUGACGAGCUUUUAUAUGAAGUGGCAGAAGAGGAUGUUGUUCAGGUAGCUCAGAUUGUCAAGAAUGAAAUGGAACGUGCUAUAAAACUUUCUGUGAAGCUGAAAGUGAAAGUAAAAAUAGGUGGCAGUUGGGGACAGCUGGAGGACUUCGAUGUGUGAUGGUGCAGGUGACCAGGUCCAGUUGGGGACAGCUGGAGGACUUCGAUGUGUGAUGGUGCAGGUGACCAGGUCCAGUUGGGGACAGCUGGAGGACUUCGAUGUGUGAUGGCGCAGGUGACCGGGUCCAGCCUGUGCAGAUACAAUCAC